Molecule: messenger RNA, 501 nt
Organism: Plasmopara halstedii
Lineage: Eukaryota; Oomycota; Peronosporomycetes; Peronosporales; Peronosporaceae
Exons: 2
Coding region: 1-501 (166 amino acids)
Source: RefSeq, a predicted model, not a curated record
AUGACGAAAUUCACGUUCAAAGACAGCAAAAACAUCAUGCUGAGCGGAAAGUGGACCAAUGUACUUCUAGAAGUGCUGGUAUUUUACGUGCGUCAUGGUGAACGGUAUCCUUUGUUCCCAUUAGUGCGUAAGCGUAAGUUGGCAAACAAAAGCUGGAGGAGCCCGUCAGCAAGAGGUAACAAAAGAGUUAAUGAAAAAGCCGAUGCAUCAACAUUAAGGACUAAUGAACAGUUGUCCAUCGAGGUGUUUGCCAGUAGCUACCCAAAUUUAGUGCGAUCAAAACAUCAGAGCUUGCAACCGUCACGAGCGAAGACUGACAGUGACGAUGCUGAAAAGUUAGGUUUGUGUCGGCGUGAUGAUAGUGAUUCUUACAUUAUCAGCAUUGAUUACCAGCAUUUUGCCGGUGCAAUGGUGUGCGGUUUGACUGCAAUUGAUACGCCGUCUACAACAAAGAUGGAAAAGGUGACGUCUACUCAGUACGUAAGGAUCAGCAGUGUGUGA